Messenger RNA from Daphnia pulex (common water flea), 1591 nucleotides. RefSeq lists its product as uncharacterized. Bases 1 to 1584 code for a protein of 527 amino acids. The record is from RefSeq and is a predicted model, not a curated record. Gene Ontology annotation, molecular function: aspartic-type endopeptidase activity. The transcript has a single exon. Lineage: Eukaryota; Metazoa; Arthropoda; Branchiopoda; Diplostraca; Daphniidae. Gene Ontology annotation, biological process: proteolysis.
AUGUUACAGCUGCGACGCGAUUGGACACAUGGCCCGUCACUGCCCAACAAAGUCGGGAAAAGGACCAACCGGAAGUUAGGAGCAAGGCCUAUGCUCACCGGUUAUGCACACCUUCCUUGUCGUCCCCAGCUUCCACUGGUUAAGGUAUUCAUAGAAAGUAUUGGUGAAGUAACUGGCCUGGUUGAUACAGGCGCUAGUAUGUCUGCUAUAAGACUUAGUGUAGUAAAAAAUGUUUUGGAUCCUAAGCGUGGAAAAUCUUUUUUGAAUCUAACUGGGGUGGAUGAUAAAAAAGUUAUGGUAGAUUCUUUUUGUUCUUUAAAAGUAAAAUGGGAAAAUAAAGUGGUUGAGUUAAAUGAAGUAGCCGUAGUUAAAAAUUGUCCAUUUGCAUUGAUUCUUGGUGUAGAUUGGAUUGUGAAAAGUAAAUUGAAUUUGAUUGUAGAAGAUGGUAAAAUUGUGUUAAAAUCUCAGGAUUCAAACCAACCAAAAGUUAAGAAAGUUCGUUUUGCUGGAAUCGAAGAGCAAAAUAUUUGUAGUGAAGAGGAUGAUGAGAACGAUUUUUUUGUGUCUGACGAGCUGAUUGAUUCUUUAGAGGCAGAAAAUAAAACAAAGAGGUGCCCUCGUGUGAUAGGCACAGAAGUAAAAGUUGUGGAAUCAGCUGUUAUACCAGCAGAGUCUCUUUGUUUUGUAAAAGCUAAAAUUUCUAAGAAGUUCACUGGUAAUGUUAUCGUCAGGCCAAAUAUGUGUGCUCAUCCUGGAAUGGAAUGGAUUAUUCCAUCCUGUGUAUUAAAAGUGUCAGCGGGAAAACUUAAAAUCCCCGUAUUAAAUAUGAAAAUGUCAUCUCUUGUGUUACGUCGUAAAGAUUUUAUAGCGUAUGUAGAUACAGAUUUCGAUAGCAACAUGGUCGUCGUCGGACAAGAAGAACAGCCAGAAAAUCCCGUCUGCUCCUUCGUCGAAAAUGCUGGUGAAUCCGAUGAGAAGCUGAAGACCCUGAUGGACGCCCGCGUAGGCGAAAAUUUGUCGGAAGAAGAGAGGAGUGCCGUUUUCGAGCUCUUGAGCAAAUAUCUUCGGUGUUUCCCCUCAUCAGAUGGCGAACUUGGAUUUACAAACAUGGCGGAGCAUUUCAUCGACACUGGCGACGCUCAACCAAUCAGCUGCGUCCCGUAUCACGUGUCAGCUAUGGAACGAAGGAUCAUAAUCGAAAAAGUCGCCGAAAUGCUGAAACAAGGUAUCAUUCGUCCGUCAUUUAGUCCGUGGGCAGCACCGGUAGUGCUGGUUAAAAAGAAAUCGGGUGACUUUAGGUUCUGCAUCGACUUUAGACGUUUAAACGCGGUGACGAAAAGAGACGUGUACCCUUUACCCCGAUUGGAUGACGUUUUUGAUCGUCUUGCUGGUGCGAAAUAUUUUUCGAGUUUAGACUUAAUGAGUGGCUAUUGGCAGGUGCCCGUUGCCUCCGCUGAUACGUGUAAAACAGCGUUUGUCACUCCAGAUGGAUUGUAUGAGUUUGUUCGUUUGCCGUUUGGACUGAAUAAUGCACCGUCCACUUUUCAACGUCUGAUGGAUCGAGUGUUAGCUCGACUGAAAUAGCAAAUGU